CGUCUUAAUUCGGACAGUUAUGUAUAAACAAAUCACAGUGAAGUGUUAAUAGGAUAUAUUUAUAUACGAUACGAUAUUCUCUUUUUUUCAAGAACGAGUAAAGCAAGUGACAGGGCGAUGAAGGAAAUAUACUUAAUCGCCAUUGUCUUCCUGGCAUCUCAGGCCGCCGCGUAUGUGAUCGCCGGAAAUGAAUCUUCUACUUUUGAAGCAGAGAACGAAUGUCCGGCGGCAGACCCUUGCCCGCCAAAACUGAUAUAUUACGAAAAGGAUUGCAGUCACUAUUACGAAUGCAAAAAUCAAGAAAAGAACUUGAAAGAGUGUAAGACUGGCUUAUACUUUAGUAACAAAUGGCAAGGUUGUGUUAAGCCCGAAAACUCGGAGUGCAAAAACUCCGGGGAUGACCCCGGGGAUAACCCUGGGGAUAAUCCCGGGGAUAACCCCGGGGAUAAUCCCGGGGAUAACCCCGGGGAUGAAACCACUUGUGUUAACAAUGGCGACUUACUUCCGCACGAGUGCCAAUGUACUAAAUUUUACGAAUGCAAAAAUAAAAAAAAGGCUCUGCGCGAUUGUCCGCUCGGACAAUUUUUUGACAAGGAUAGACAAACUUGCAUUCCAGGGAAAAAUUGCAAGGCAGUAGGAACCGAAUGUAAAGACGGUGACCUUAUCAAUCACGAAUGCCAAUGUAAUAAAUACUACUUAUGUAAAAACGGUCUGAAGGCCUUGCAAGAAUGUAAGGCAGGAUACUACUUUGAUACAGAUUUGUCGCAAUGCGUAAAAGGCACUUGUGCGACAGAUAGCAAAACGUGUACAAAAGGCGAAAAGAAGAAACACGAGUGUUACUGUGAAAAAUAUUACGCAUGCAAAAAUAAAGAAUGGAUCGCUCAGGAGUGUAAGAAAGGUCAACAUUUUAGCCCGACAGAACAGAAAUGUAUAAAGGGAGACGUUGAUGAUGAAUGCAACUCACUUACACCUACACCUAUACCUACACCUACACCUACACCCACACCCACACCACCAGGAGAACCUGGCGACUGUCCAGAAGGUGUCCCGACAUUAUGGCGUCACGAAUGUGACUGCAGAUUGUAUUACGAGUGCAUAGACGAGAAGAAGCAACUACAAAUUUGCGCUUGGGGCAAAUAUUUUGAUUACGUGAAUCAGGUAUGCGAAGAAGCGAAAAAAGUGAGUCCCAAAUGUCAAAAUACCUGGGACGACUGGUUAUCUAAAUAACUAAUCAUUUUGAAGAGUAAGAAGAGAAGCUAAAAGUAAGAAGCUAAUAGUAACGAAAAUAGAGUACGAAGAAUGAAUUGUAAUGCUUAUUAGAAAUGUGUUACUAUAUUGUAGGAACGUAUUAUUUUUUGCUAAGAUAUUUUAAUAAAUCUGAUGUGUAUAUGUAUAUAUAAUCUAACAAUUGUUUCCUAAAAUUUUAUUAUCAAAUCGAUCCUCUGAUACCAUAUCAUGAAUAUACAAAUGGUUAAACUUUCAAUUCAGAUAUAAGAUUUAUGUAAGGAUUAAAAAAUUCUCACUUAAUCUGUAGCAAAAGUAUGUCAUUGUGCAUAUUAUAUAUAUGUAAUUGUAAUGCUGUAGUGAAUAUGUAUUACGGAAUUUUAUAUUAUUAUUAUCACAGAUUAUAAAUCACAGAUGUAUACGAAUA
Molecule: messenger RNA, 1651 nt
Organism: Camponotus floridanus (Florida carpenter ant)
Lineage: Eukaryota; Metazoa; Arthropoda; Insecta; Hymenoptera; Formicidae
Product: peritrophin-48
Exons: 2
Coding region: 118-1227 (369 amino acids)
Cellular component (GO): extracellular region
Molecular function (GO): chitin binding
Source: RefSeq, a predicted model, not a curated record